Glycine soja is the source of this 1023-nucleotide messenger RNA. Its product is annotated as transcription repressor OFP13-like. NCBI's taxonomy places the organism in Eukaryota, Viridiplantae, Streptophyta, Magnoliopsida, Fabales, Fabaceae. Gene Ontology annotation, biological process: negative regulation of DNA-templated transcription. The coding region runs from base 168 to 923 and encodes 251 amino acids. The record is from RefSeq and is a predicted model, not a curated record. The transcript has a single exon.
UCCCCUCUGAGCCUUUGCUUUAAAUACAUACUCCCCUUCUGAUCAAAUUUAUUACAGGCACCAACCAAAAACGCUUCCCAAAUCCCAUAGAAACACAAACACCAUCACAUCCUCCACUCACUCCUCACCGAGAAAAAAGAAACAGACACUAAUAUCCGAUAGAUCCAAUGGGAAAGAAAUCUUUGAAGUUGCCCUCUCUUUUCAAAACCAAAGAACCCCCAAGAAAUCAACAUCAUCAUCAUCAUCAUAAUCAUAAUCCUAAUCAUCCAUGGCAAUUCAUGCCCUCUUGUGGCCACUCAAAGACCCUCUCUUUCCGAGGUGGAGAUGAUGACAUGUUCAAGACAGUUAACUCUGUGUUCUUCGACCCUUCAGCUGAGAGCACUAUUGAAACUCCAAAGUCAUGGUUCACAACCUCAUCUGAAUCUGCAAGCAUCUCAACUGAGUCAGAAGACUACCACUACUGUGAUGGGGAGUCUUUGGAGAUGUUGGUACGUGGUGUGAGGUCAGAGAGGCUUUUUUUCGAACCUGGUGACACAAGUUCCAUCUUGGAAAAGGCCAAGGCUAGUGGUUUUCCCUUCAAAGAAAGUGUGGUCCUAGCUAUGGAGUCAGAGGACCCUUAUGAGGAUUUCAAGAGAUCAAUGGAGGAGAUGGUUGAGUCUCAUGGAGUUAGAGAUUGGGAAGGCUUGGAGGAGCUUUUAACUUGGUACUUAAGGGUCAAUGGUAGAAAUAAUCAUGGGUUUAUAGUGGGUGCUUUUGUUGAUUUACUCUUUAGUUUAGCAGCUUCUAAUGGUUCUAUCACUUGUUCUGAUUCAACUUCAUAUUCUUCUGCUGUUUCUUCUUUUGCUUCUUCCCCCUUGAGUGGCCAGAAUGAGAUUGUUGAGCAUGGGAUUGGGAACGAAAAUGAUGGUGCUGUAACAUCUUAGCAUUACUGCAUUAGCAGUAAUUUCAUUUUUUUUUUUUUUGUAUACAUUUGUAGAUUAAAAGAAAUGCUCAGUGAGAAUAUUAAUUAAAUUAACUCCUCGU